UCGACGGACCUUUUACUGAGACGUACUCCGUCGUGAAGGCCAUAGGAGCAGUCCGGCAUGAAUGUGAACCAGGGAACGGUGGGCAGCGACCCGGUCAUCCUCGCCACGGCUGGAUAUGACCACACCGUCCGCUUCUGGCAGGCCCACAGCGGCAUCUGCACCAGGACCGUGCAGCACCAGGACUCUCAAGUAAACUCACUUGAAGUCACACCUGACAGAAGUAUGAUUGCUGCGGCAGGUUAUCAGCAUAUACGCAUGUACGACCUGAACUCCAACAACCCAAACCCCGUGAUCAACUAUGAUGGGGUGAGCAAGAACAUCACGUCUGUGGGUUUUCAUGAAGAUGGACGCUGGAUGUACACAGGAGGGGAGGAUUGCAUGGCUCGUAUCUGGGAUUUAAGGUCAAGAAAUCUACAAUGUCAGAGAAUCUUUCAAGUAAAUGCUCCAAUCAACUGUGUGUGUCUGCAUCCCAACCAGGCAGAGUUGAUUGUCGGAGACCAGAGUGGCGUGAUUCACAUCUGGGAUCUCAAAACUGACCACAACGAACAGUUGAUUCCAGAGCCGGAGGUCUCAGUCAACUCCGUCCACAUCGACCCUGAUGCCAGUUACAUGGCAGCAGUCAACAGUUCGGGAAACUGCUACGUGUGGAACCUUGCCGGAGGCAUGGGAGAUGAAGUGACUCAGCUCAUUCCCAAGACUAAGAUCCCAGCACACAAGCGUUACUCUCUGCGCUGCAAGUUCAGCCCUGACUCCACACUACUGGCCACCUGUUCAGCCGACCAGACCUGUAAGAUCUGGAGGACGUCCAACUUCUCACUGAUGACAGAGUUGAGCAUCAAGAGCAACAAUCCAGGAGAGACCUCCAGAGGCUGGAUGUGGGACUGCGCGUUCUCCGGAGACUCCCAGUAUAUUGUUACAGCAUCUUCAGACAACCUGGCUCGGCUGUGGUGCGUGGAGACCGGCGAGAUCAAGAGGGAAUACAGCGGCCACCAGAAAGCCGUGGUGUGUCUGGCCUUCAACGACAGCGUGCUCGGCUGAGCAGGAGGUCGGGGGAGCUGAUGGACAACGCGGAGGACAGACUCUUUGGAAGGUGUGUCUCAGCUCUGAGAGGAGGAGCCAGUGUUGGCACGAGUGGAGAUCCACUCAGGUUCUGGCCUCGUUUAAGAACAUUUGUGUUGCUCUCGCUACCAGAAGCCUGUAAGUGUACCGUUGCGCACCACGGCUGGAUUGAAACUCAGUAAAACUACACAUGAAUGGGCCAAGCAGCUGCUUUUGCAGAAAUCUGUCACUCAUACACAAAGAAAUUGUCCAAUAAUAAGGCAAACUUAACAGUUAACCUUUUUGGAUUUUUACAGAAAACUAUAUUUAUUUAAUCAAAAGGACCACGUUAUUCACGUUGUGUUAGAAGAGCUGUACAAUAGAUAAUUUCCUCAAAUGUGGUUUGUGUCAUUCAAUUGAUGCUCUUUUUUUCCUGAUGUUCCCACUUGGACAAACAAAUGUUGGGAAUAAACAAUGUACAGACAAUUCUAAA
Molecule: messenger RNA, 1531 nt
Organism: Cololabis saira (Pacific saury)
Lineage: Eukaryota; Metazoa; Chordata; Actinopteri; Beloniformes; Belonidae
Gene: mlst8
Product: MTOR associated protein, LST8 homolog (S. cerevisiae)
Exons: 9
Coding region: 58-1038 (326 amino acids)
Biological process (GO): regulation of actin cytoskeleton organization; TOR signaling
Cellular component (GO): TORC2 complex; TORC1 complex
Molecular function (GO): protein binding
Source: RefSeq, a predicted model, not a curated record